AUGAGUGGAGGAAACGAGCAGGAGAUGGCUCCGGCCGGGUCGCCCAAGGGCCGGACCGCGGCGGCAGUCGCCAACCCUGACGCUCAGGACCGGCACCCUCCGCCGGGAGCCAAGCUCGAUGCAGCGCGGCUGCCACAGACGCUGCAGAGCCUCAACGCGACCGAAGCCAACCGCAACACCACGGGCGGGGGCACCGGCACCGUCCAGCCGCUCGUCGGGGAGCGGCUCAUGUCGGGCCGGACGGGCCCCACGUCGGUGAACGACCGGUCGCAGCAGGGUCCGCGGCUGGCGGCGGGGCGGCAGGCCGUCCAGGGCGGCGCCGGCGCGGGCCUCGGCUCCGCGGGAUUUUUGGAGCCGCCGCAGCGCGGCGACGGGGCGCUCAAGGGCGGGCCCGCCGCGCCGUCGCUGCCGGGCGCGGUCCCGCGGCGCGCGGCGUCGACGCCGCUCGGGAGCGACGUUGGGCACGGGCACGCGAACGUGCACGCCAUCGCGCAGGGCGGGCCGAAGCAGCCCGCGCACACCGCGCAGGUGCAGCACGCGCAGCACCACGCGCCCGCGCCGCAGGCCAAGACUGCGACGCCGGGAGCGUCUCUGGGGCAGGCGCACCUGCGUAGCCCGACAUCGGCCCAGACGUACCCGGGGCGGGGCCCGCCGUACCACGAGCAGGCGCUGGCGGCGGCGGCCGCGACUGCCGCGGCGGCCGCGCAGCUGCAGUCGGGCGCGGGGGCGCCGCAGGGCGCGGGGGCGGGCGGGAGCGAGGCGGCGAACGCGGCGCAGGCGCUGAGCGCGGUGCUCAACGCGGAGUGCCAGGUGACGCCGCAGCAGGCCGCGGUGCUGUUCAACCUGCUCCGCGGCACCUCGAUCGCGCUCAACCUGCUGGCGUCGAUGGACAACCGGCAGGCGGGGAGUCCCGGCGACACCCCCACCCCGCCGGGCUCGGGCGGCUCCGGCGGCCCGGGCAGCGCGCCGCCGCAGCAGCAGCAGGCGAUCGCCGCGCUGCGGGGCCUCGCGCGGCAGGCUUGGCCGCUCGCCGCGUCCGCGCUUCCGCGUUCGGCGACACCCGGCACGGGCACGGGCACGGGGACCGGCACAGGGCCCACCACCGCCGGGGGGGUCGCGGGGAGCACGCCGGGGCCUGCGGCGACCGGGUUCGGGCCGUUCAGCCCCGUGCAGCUCGCGGCCGCGCUGGCGUUCGCGCGGGAGCUGCAGCUGCAGGGCACGCCGCUCCCUGGCGUGCCGGGCCCGGUGGCGCAGCAGCAGAGCCCGGAGGGCCUCGCGCGGCAGCUGCGGGCGUUCAUCAUGUUCGUGUCGCAGCGCGCGCCGCAGUUGCUGGCGCACGAGACCGCGCAGCAGGCGGCGAAUGCGGUCGGGCAACAGGGGCAGGGCCGGCCGGGGGCGGGGCAGCAGCCGAGCGUGCAGGGCCCGUGGGCGGCGGGCGACAGGAUCGCCGUGCAGCCGAGCAACCAGGCCGCGAUCGGCGGGACGUCGCACGGCGGGCCCAACACGGGGACGCGCACGGGGACGCAGAGUACCCCGCAGGGCCCCCGGGGGGGUCACCAGACGCCGACUGCCGCGACGGGCGGGCCGACGGUGCAGGGCCGCGCGGCGCUGCGGCAGAAGCAGGGCAACGCAGGACAGGGCGCGCGCCCCGCGGUGCCGCAGCACCGCGCCCUCGGGGCUGGCGGCGCGCCCGCCAUGGCGGGCGGACAGGCCGCGCAGGCUGCGGGCUCGCCGGCGGGCACCACCUCCACCACCACGGGCACCACCACCACCGCCACGUCGGCUGGAAGCAGGUCGGGCGCGGGCGGCGGCAGCCGGCGGCUCCCGGCCACCUCGGGGACUCCUGGCACACCCCACGGGGGCCUUGCAGCUCGAGGCGCUGCAGCACAACCCGGCGCGCCUCCUCCAGAGCGUCGCCGCGAGCGUCGCCGCGGCCGCGGGCGCCCCGGGCGAGGCCGGGCUGUCCCUGCGCCGCCGCGUCCUCCUGCAACAAGAGGAGCUGACUCAGCAGCUGUGGGAGCUCCACCGCAUCGUGGCGCGGCAGCACCACCUGAC
Molecule: messenger RNA, 2055 nt
Organism: Pedinophyceae sp. YPF-701
Lineage: Eukaryota; Viridiplantae; Chlorophyta; Pedinophyceae
Source: the annotation of a GenBank genome assembly